Molecule: messenger RNA, 951 nt
Organism: Prunus armeniaca (apricot)
Lineage: Eukaryota; Viridiplantae; Streptophyta; Magnoliopsida; Rosales; Rosaceae
Source: the annotation of a GenBank genome assembly
AUGGGCGGCAAGUCUUCUCAAAGAUCUGAGGAGAUUCUUGCUGACGUAAUAGCAGAAAGUAUUGUGUUGGCUCAGAAACAGCAAGAAGACACAAGGGCAGGGCUGACUAGCUCAAAGUUGGCCCUGUUUGAGGAUCCAGAGGCAGAACACUCUACUGCUGUUCCAGCAGCUGAGGAGCAGGCUGUUGUGGUUCCAGAAGCUAAAGUGGAAGUGGCUGUAUCUGCUCCUGAAGUUACGGUAGAAGUGCCCAGACCUGUUGGUGCCCUGUCAGUGGUGACCAGUCCCUUGAAGCCCUCAAUUGUUGCUAUGCCUAUCCAUUCCUUCCCAGGUUCAUCUACCACGGCCUCCUUUUCUGAUCCAGAACUGGCAGCAUUUGAAGCUAUGGACCUAGAUGCCCAGCUGGACAAAUUGGAGAAACUCAGCUCCCCUCCAAGCAAGGCAAAAUCCAAGGCAGUGGAGGAGGCUAUAGAGAGACUAAAGAUCUGGCAGUCUACUGAGCUGGAGCUGGAUGAGGACAGGGAAGCCAUUGACCAGCUGAUGAAAGACAUGGACCUGCUGUACAGACAUAAUAUGGCCCCCAAACCCAUACUUGAGAUGAGUCUUGGCCUGGCAAGAGAUGUGCUCAACUUCCAUGAUCGCUAUGAGGAUCUCAAGCCCUCCUUCAAGACUUCUGAAUUCUGCAAGGCUACUCACGAAGCCAACUUGGCUGAUUUUGCAAAGCAGAAGGCAGAAUUGGACCAGAUGGUGGCAGGAUACAAGGAGGCUAAGUCUAUUGCAAACAAGCUGGAAAAACAGAUUAAGGAGCUGCAGAAGCAAUUGGCAGAAUGCAGGGAGGUGCAGAACAGGCUUGGGGCUGGACUGAGCUCCAAGACCAAGGCUACUUUCCUUGUGCAGAGCAUGGUUGCAGUCUCCAGGCCAGCUUUGGAAAUUGCAAAGGCUUCAAUCCACUAA